AUGGCUACUGAUACGACGGCCUACAACGUCUACCGAGUCUAUUUCAAACAAAGCGACAAGCCCGAUCAUCAAGGCAUUGCUCUUGUUCCCGCGCAGAUAGUGAAUAAGGCUGUGGAAGAUUCUACCACGUCACGGUGA
Molecule: messenger RNA, 138 nt
Organism: Penicillium digitatum Pd1
Lineage: Eukaryota; Fungi; Ascomycota; Eurotiomycetes; Eurotiales; Aspergillaceae
Source: RefSeq, a predicted model, not a curated record